This is a messenger RNA of Cornus florida, 1056 nucleotides long. RefSeq names its product probable pectinesterase/pectinesterase inhibitor 40. The record is from RefSeq and is a predicted model, not a curated record. The coding region runs from base 22 to 1056 and encodes 344 amino acids. The transcript has a single exon. Gene Ontology annotation, biological process: cell wall modification. Gene Ontology annotation, molecular function: pectinesterase inhibitor activity; pectinesterase activity. Lineage: Eukaryota; Viridiplantae; Streptophyta; Magnoliopsida; Cornales; Cornaceae.
UCUCUCUUUCUCUGUCUAACCAUGUAUACUUCUUCCAAACAAGUAAGUAAGAUCUUGCUUAUAGUAUUACCAAUUUCAUUCCUUGUAUUAUUCACACUCUCUUCACUAAUUUUGGUCAUAAACAACUCAACCCAACAACACAUACACAUUCACAAACACAUCCAAAUAAAAAUGGCACACUCAACGUGUGAAGGCACACUCUAUCCACAACUCUGCAUAUCAACACUCUCCACAUUCCCAGAUCUCCACAAAAGAACAGUCCCACAAAUGAUCUCCCACGUCGUGAAACACGCCGUCCACGACGUCCGAGCCUCCUUCAAGACAUGCACUGUCAUCCGCAAGCACCUCCGCCACCGCUUGGCCCCACUCGACAAGCGAGCCCUCCAAGACUGUCUCCAGCUAUUCAACCACACCGUUUCCGAGCUCAGAAUCGCCCUCUCCGAUCUCUCCAGGAAAUAUCCUUCCGAGCACUACCACGAUAUACAGACACUACUUAGUGCUGCAAUGACCAAUCAGUACACUUGUCUCGAUGGCUUCGCUUACAGUCAAGCAAAUGUGCGCGACUAUAUUCAAGAUCGAUUGUUUAACAUCUCUCGUCACGUGAGUAAUUCUCUAGCUAUGCUCAACAAAAUCCCCGGAGUCAAUACGUCCGAUGACGGAGUGUUCCCGGAGUAUGGGAAGUUGGAAGGUGGUUUUCCGACGUGGCUGACCCGGAUUGAUCGGAGGCUUUUACAGACGCCGGUGAAUGCGACUUGGUAUGAUUUGGUGGUGGCCAAGGACGGGACUGGGAACUUUACGACCAUCGGAGAGGCGGUGGCGGCGGCACCCAGUAAGAGUGAGACGAGAUUUGUGAUAUAUAUAAAAGAGGGAGCUUAUUUCGAGAAUGUGGAGGUGGAGAGGAAGAAGACGAUGCUGAUGUUCGUCGGAGACGGGAUCGGAAAGACGUGGGUGAAGGGCAAUCGGAGCGUGGUUGAUGGGUGGACAACUUUCCAGUCUGCUACCAUGGGUGAGUUUCCACAUUAUUCCUCUUUUUUUACAAAAUUAAUUGUUGUUUAA